Acinonyx jubatus (cheetah) is the source of this 10012-nucleotide messenger RNA. It is a transcript of the gene EML5, whose product is annotated as EMAP like 5. Gene Ontology annotation, molecular function: microtubule binding. Lineage: Eukaryota; Metazoa; Chordata; Mammalia; Carnivora; Felidae. Bases 4354 to 9876 code for a protein of 1840 amino acids. The record is from RefSeq and is a predicted model, not a curated record. The transcript has 41 exons.
ACACACACACAGAAUCUGAAGCAGGCUCUAGGCUCAGAGCUGUCAGCAAAGAGUCCAACAUGGGGCUUGAACCCAGGAACCAUGAGAUCAUGACCUGAGCAGAAGUCAAACAUUUAACCGACUGAGCCACCCAGGUGCCCCUAGGCUCUGUAUUUUAACAUUCUCAGGCAGUAUGUGAACAUACUAAAAUUUGAAAAGCAUGCUCUAGAUCAUUGGUUUUCAAAGUGUGUUCCUUUAACCAGCAGCAUUAGCCUCACCUGAAAACUUGCUAGAACUACAGAUUCUCAGGCUUCAUUCUUACCUAAUCAGGAACUUUAGGUAAGACUCAGCAGUCCAUUUUAGUCACGUCCAGAUGAUACUGAUGUAGUUUAAGUUUGAAAACACUGCUCUAGAUUCCUGAUUCUCAGCCCUGGCUGCAUAUUAGAAUCACUUGGACAGUCAAAAAAAACAAAGCAAACAUAAUAAAACCACCAAUGACUGAAUCUCAUCCCUGCAAAUUCUGAUUAAUUUGUUUAGGAUAGCUCCGAAGUAUAGUUUCUUUGUUGUUGUUUGCUUCUGUUUAAAAAUUUUAAGCUUCCCAGAUGAUUCUAAUGCAACCAGAGUUGAAAACCACUGUUCUAAAUAUAGUAGUAAUCCAUGUUUAGCUGGUGGGCUAGGAAGUCAACCUGAAAAAAACUUAACGUCUGGUCAGAUUUAUUCACGUACUAUUAUGUAUCAUAUAACGAUGUGGAUAAUUUGCUAGAUAUUGAAAUCCCUUUAAAAACUUCAGACCUCUUCACUCUUACCAUUACUAUUUAACAUAGUGCUGGAAGUCUUAGCCACAGCAAUCAGACAACAGAAAGAAAGCAUCCAGGUGGGCAGGGAAGGAGUCAAACUUUGACUAUUUGGAGACAACGUGAUACUCUAUAUAGAAAACCCAAAAGACUCCAUCAAAAAAAUGCUAAAACUAAUAGUUGAAUUCAGCAAAGUUGCAGGAUAUAAAAUCAGUUUGCAGAAAUCUGUUACAUUUCAAUAAAUCAAUAACAGAGUAGCAGAAAAAGAAAUCAAGGAAUUGAUCCCAUUUGCAGUUGCACCAAAAACAGUAAUACCUAGGAAUAAACCUAACUAAAGAGGUAAAAGAUCUGUACUCUGAAUUCAGCAAAGUCGCAGGAUAUAAACUCAAUGUACAGAAAUCUGUGGCAUUUCUAUACAUCAAUAAUGAAGCAGCAGGAAGAGAAAUCAAGGAAUUUAUCCCAUUUACAGUUGCACCAAAACCCAUAAAAUACCUAGGAAUAAACUUAACCAGAGAGAUAAAAGAUCUGUACACUGAAAAAUAAAGAAAGCUUAUGAAAGAAUAGAAGACACAAAGGAAUGGAAAAACAUUCCAGGCUCAUGGGUUGGAAGAAUAAAUAUUGUUAAUAUGCCGAUACUACCCAAUGCAAUUCCUAUUAAAAUAACUCCAGCAUUCUUCACUAGAAUUCACCAGAAUUCUUCACAGAGCUACAACAAAAUUUUUUUUAAUUUGUAUGGAACCAGAAAAGACUCGGAAUAGCCAAAAUUAUGUUAAAAAGAAAACUAAAGCUGGAGGCAUCUCAAUUCUGGACUUAAAGCUGUAUUACAAAACUGUAAUCAUCAACACAGUAUGGUACUGGCAGAAAAACAGACACAUAGAUCAAUGGAACAAAAUAGAGAACCCAGAAAUGGACCCACAAAUGUAUGGCAAACUAAUCUUUGACAAAGCAGGAAGGAAUAUCCAAUGGAAAAAGGCAGUCUCUUUAGCUAAUGGUGUCAGGGAAAACUGGAUGGAAAUGUGCAGAGGAAUGAAAAUGGAUCGCUGUCUUACACCAUAUACAAAAAUAAAUUGAAAAUGGAUGAAAGACCUAUGUAUGAGAAAAGAAACUACCAAAACCCUAGAGGAGAACACAGGCAACAACUUCUUUAACCUUGUCUGGAACAACUUCUUACUAGACACGUCACUGAAGUCAAGGGAAACAAAAGCAAACAUGAAGCAUUGGGACUUCCUCAAGAUAAAAAGCCUCUGCACAGCAAAGGAAACAGUCAACAAAACCAAAAGGCAGCCUAUGGAAUAGAAGAUCUUUGUAAAUGACAUAUUGGAUAAAGGUUUAGCAUCCAAGACCUAUAAAGAACUUAUCAAAUUCAACACCCAGAAAACAAAUAACCCAGUUAAGAAAUGGGCAGAAGACAUCAAUAGACAAUUUUCCAAAGAAGACAUCCAGAUGGCCAACAGACACAUGAAAAGAUGCUCGACACCACUCAUCAUCAGGGAAAUACAAAUCAAAACCACAAGGAGAUACACCUCAUACCUGUAAGAAUGGCUGAAAUUAACUCAAGAAACAGCAGGUGUUGGUGAGGAUGAAGAGAAAGGGGAACUCUCUUACACUGUUGGUAGAAAUCCAAACUGGUGCAGACCCUCUGGAGAACAGUGUGGAGUUUCCUCAAAGUUAAAGAUAGAACUACUCUAUGAUCCAGCAAUUGCACUAUUAAGUAUUUAUACAAAGGAUACAAAAAUACAUAUUUGAAGGGGCAUUUGCACCUGAUUGUUUAUAGCAGCAUGAUCAACAAUAGCCAAACUAUGAAGAGAGCCCAAGAGUCCACUGACUGAUGGAUAAAGAAGAUGUGGCAUAUAUAUAAAAUGGAAUAUUACUCAGCCAUUGAAAGAAUGAAAUCUUGCCAUUUGCGAUGAUAUGGAGCUAGAAUGCAUUAUGCUAAGUGAAAUAAGUCAGUCAGAGAAAGAGAAAUAACAUACGACUUAAGUCAUGUGUAAUUUAAGAAUCAAAAUAGAUGAGGGGUGCCUGGGUGGCUCAGUCAGUUAAGUGUCCAACUUCGACUGAGGUCAUGAUCUCACGGCUCAUGGGUCUGAGUCCCACAUCAGGCUCUGUGCUGACAGCUCAGAGCCUGGAGCCUGCUUCAGAUUUCUGUAUCUCCCUCUCCCCCUCCCCUGUUCAUGCUCUGUCUCUCAAAAAUAAAUAACAUUAAAAAAAAAAAGAUGAACAAAUGGGAAGGCGGGGAAGAGGAGAGAGGAAAACAAACCACAAGAGACCCUUAGAGGACUACAGUAGAGAACAAACUGACGGUUGAUGGAGAAAAUUGGGUGGGAGAUGGACUAGAUGGUGAUGGUUAUUAAGGAGGUCACUUGUGAUGAGCACUGGGUGUUGUAUGUAAGUGAUGAAUCCACUGAAUUCUCCUGAAACCAAUAUUGCACUGUAUGUUAACCAAAAUUUAAAUUAAAAGACAAAAGAAAACAAAAAACCUCCUGACUUGUUGCCUAAGGACCUCCCAUGCUGGACUGCAUAAAUCUCUAUGUUUGGAGAUUACCAAAAAAAAAAAAAAAAAGCAAUCCUCAGUAUGGUUUUCUGUUUAUUGAUGGAUCUGGUCAGUACCAUCAGGGACUUAAAACAUUAAAAGGAAGAUAUCAUACAUCAUCAGUUCAGAAAAAUGCUCGCUCACUGGGGACCUGAAAGCUUCACUUAAUGGGCAAAGUUAUGUGCAUCCUGGAUGUAUCAAGAUGAUGUAUCAGAUGGUGAUUUCAACAGACUCCAGGAACAGUUGCAGUGGGUCUGCCUCAGUAAUUUGGGCCAUGGAAAGACCAAGAUUGUCCAUUAAUAAAUUCCAUUUUGGAGUCAGAAUCUGCACUCAGAAAUAAACCAAAUAUGUUAAUAUUUGAUAGGACAUAUAAAUACAUCAAAAGGACAGAUCAUCCCUACCCUGUGAAAUUCUAAAGUGGAUGUAUUUGCACAGACAGUUCAGAUAGCACAAUAGGUACAUGUCCAGUCAGAAAAGUAGUGGAAUGCUGUGUUUUGAAGGGCUUGAGACCACAUGUUGCUGUUAACCAAGCAUAAAGCAGCCACUAAAGAGCAGUCAGACUGGCUUCAGUCUGUAAGGCCAGCAAGUUCUGCAUUGUGUCUCAGUAUGGAUCAGUAUUCUGAGACAGCAUAGCACACUGGCAAGGGGUUACACCUAACCAGCAUAAACAAGCUGCUUUGGUUACUGUGGUAUCUGUUCUAAUUACAGGUAGAUCAUGGCAUCACCAUAUUGGCCAAAGACUGCAAGAAUGGGUACAAAGGCCUUCAUAGCUCCUGGAUUUCCUAUCUAAAGUAUUACCAUCUGUUGGCCAGUGUAAUUUAAAGCCUUGCAUUGCAUCCUGAACGAGUAUUGGUAGCAACGGGACAAGUUGGGAAAGAGCCUUAUAUCUGUGUUUGGGAUUCAUACACUGUGCAGACCAUAUCAAUUCUAAAGGAUGCUCAUACGCAUGGUAUAGCUUGUUUAGCAUUCGACUUAGACGGGCAGCGCUUGGUUUCAGUUGGACUUGAUUCAAAGAAUGCAGUUUGUGUUUGGGAUUGGAAAAGGGGAAAAAUGUUAUCUAUGGCCCCUGGCCACACAGACAGAAUAUUUGAUAUCUCUUGGGACUUGUACCAGCCAAAUAAACUUGUCAGCUGUGGUGUAAAACAUAUCAAGUUCUGGAGUUUAUGUGGAAAUGCUCUGACCCCAAAACGAGGGGUCUUUGGUAAAACUGGUGACCUUCAGACAAUUUUGUGCCUGGCCUGUGCAAGGGAUGAAUUAACAUAUUCUGGUGCACUUAAUGGGGAUAUAUAUGUUUGGAAAGGAAUCAAUCUUAUAAGGACAAUACAAGGAGCCCAUACUGCAGGAAUUUUUAGUAUGAAUGCUUGUGAAGAAGGCUUUGCUACUGGUGGCAGAGAUGGCUGUAUUCGCCUUUGGGAUUUAACUUUUAAACCGAUUACUGUGAUUGAUCUCAGGGAAACAGACCAGGGAUACAAAGGUUUGUCUGUGAGGAGUGUUUGCUGGCGAGGUGACCACAUUCUAGUUGGAACACAGGACAGUGAAAUUUUUGAAAUUGUGGUGCAUGAAAGGAAUAAACCUUUCCUAAUUAUGCAAGGGCAUUGUGAAGGUGAACUUUGGGCACUUGCUGUUCAUCCUACAAAACCUUUGGCUGUGACUGGAAGUGACGAUCGUUCAGUCAGGAUAUGGAGUCUAAUAGAUCAUGCACUAAUAGCAAGGUGUAAUAUGGAAGAACCAAUUCGUUGUGCAGCUGUAAAUGUAGAUGGAAUCCAUCUUGCCCUUGGAAUGAAGGAUGGCUCAUUCACUGUACUUAGAGUAAGAGAUAUGACCGAAGUUGUACAUAUUAAAGACAGGAAGGAGGCAAUUCAUGAGUUAAAAUAUUCCCCAGAUGGAACUUACCUUGCUGUUGGAUGCAAUGACAGCUCAGUUGAUAUCUAUGGCGUUGCGCAACGUUAUAAAAAGUUUGGGGAAUGUGUUGGGUCGCUUAGUUUCAUCACUCAUCUUGACUGGUCCUCAGAUAGUAGAUAUUUACAGACAAAUGAUGGAAAUGGUAAAAGACUUUUUUAUAGGAUGCCAGGAGGAAAAGAAGUGACAAACAAAGAAGAAAUAAAAGGUGUUCAUUGGGCUUCAUGGACAUGUGUUUCAGGCCUUGAAGUAAAUGGAAUUUGGCCCAAGUAUUCAGAUAUCAAUGAUAUAAAUUCAGUAGAUGGAAAUUAUAUUGGCCAAGUUUUAGUUACAGCUGAUGACUAUGGAAUUAUAAAAUUAUUCCGAUAUCCUUGUUUAAGAAAAGGAGCCAAGUUUAAAAAAUAUAUUGGCCAUUCGGCUCAUGUAACUAAUAUCAGGUGGUCACAUGACUAUCAGUGGGUUAUUUCUAUUGGUGGAGCAGAUCACUCUGUCUUCCAGUGGAAAUUUAUUCCUGAAAGAAAACUAAAAGAUGCUCUUCACAUAGCACCCCAAGAAAGUCUGGCUGACUCUAAUAGUGAUGAAUCAGAUUCAGAUCUGUCUGAUGUUCCAGAACUGGAUUCUGAAAUUGAACAAGAGACACAGCUUACCUACCGUCGGCAGGUUUACAAAGAAGAUCUACCUCAGCUUAAAGAACAGUACAAGGAGAGACAAAAAGGCGGUACUUCUAAAAGAAGAGAGCGGGCUCCAGGAAAUAGCCUCCGACUGCACUUUGUUCAUGGUUACAGAGGUUAUGACUGUCGAAGUAACCUUUUUUAUACUCAAAUUGGUGAGAUUGUGUACCAUGUCGCAGCAGUGGGUGUCAUUUAUAAUCGGCAACAGAACACACAGCGCUUUUACCUGGGUCAUGAUGAUGAUAUUCUUUGCCUGGCUCUUCAUCCUUUGAAAGACUAUGUGGCAACAGGCCAGGUAGGUAGGGAUCCCUCAAUUCACAUAUGGGAUACAGAGACCAUUAAACCAUUGUCAGUAUUAAAGGGCUGCCACCAAUAUGGUGUCUGUGCUGUUGAUUUCUCAGCGGAUGGGAAACGUUUGGCUUCAGUUGGAAUAGAUGAUAGCCACACUAUUGUGCUGUGGGACUGGAAGAAAGGAGAGAAACUUUCAGUAGCAAGAGGAAGUAAAGAUAAGAUUUUUGUUGUAAAGAUGAACCCCUACGUGCCUGAUAAGUUAAUUACAGCUGGAAUUAAACACGUGAAGUUUUGGCGUAGAGCAGGGGGAGGAUUGAUUGGAAGAAAAGGCUACGUGGGCACACUGGGGAAAAAUGACACGAUGAUGUGUGCAGUAUAUGGAUGGACUGAAGAGAUGGCUUUUUCUGGAACAUCCACAGGCGACGUGUGUAUCUGGAGAGAUGUCUUUCUUGUAAAAACAGUUAAAGCUCAUGAUGGGCCAGUGUUUAGUAUGCAUGCAUUGGAAAAAGGAUUUGUAACUGGAGGAAAAGAUGGGGUAGUAGCUCUUUGGGAUGACUCCUUUGAAAGAUGUCUCAAGACCUAUGCUAUAAAAAGAGCUGCUUUGGCACCAGGAUCUAAAGGUCUUCUCUUGGAAGAUAACCCAUCUAUACGUGCCAUAUCAUUAGGACACGGUCAUAUUUUAGUUGGCACAAAGAAUGGUGAAAUACUAGAAGUGGAUAAAAGUGGCCCAAUAACACUUCUGGUCCAGGGACACAUGGAAGGAGAGGUGUGGGGUUUGGCUACACAUCCCUAUCUGCCCAUCUGUGCUACUGUCAGUGAUGAUAAAACCUUAAGAAUAUGGGAUCUGUCUCCUAGUCAUUGUAUGUUGGCUGUCCGGAAACUGAAAAAGGGUGGGAGAUGUUGCUGUUUUUCUCCUGAUGGUAAAGCUUUAGCUGUAGGUCUGAAUGAUGGAAGUUUCUUAAUGGCAAAUGCAGAUACUCUAGAAGAUCUUGUGUCUUUUCAUCACAGGAAAGAUAUUAUUUCAGACAUUCGAUUUUCACCAGGUUCUGGGAAAUAUCUUGCAGUAGCAUCCCAUGACAGUUUUAUAGAUAUAUACAAUGUGAUGAGUAGUAAAAGAGUAGGAAUAUGCAAAGGCGCUACCAGUUACAUAACCCAUGUUGAUUGGGAUAUUAGAGGAAAGCUUUUACAGGUCAACACUGGUGCUAAAGAACAAUUAUUCUUUGAAGCUCCCAGAGGGAAAAAACAAACCAUUCCCAGUGUGGAGGUAGAAAAAAUUUGUUGGGCAUCAUGGACAAGUGUGCUUGGUUUAUGCUGUGAGGGAAUUUGGCCGGUAAUUGGAGAAGUCACAGAUAUAACUGCCUCUUGCCUCACCAGUGACAAAAUGGUCCUAGCUACUGGGGAUGAUUUGGGAUUUGUGAAGUUAUUUAGAUAUCCUGCUAAAGGAAAAUUUGGAAAGUUUAAGAGGUAUGUGGCCCAUAGUACACAUGUCACAAAUGUUCGCUGGACCUACGACGACAGCAUGUUGGUUACCUUAGGAGGUGCAGAUAUGUCUUUAAUGGUUUGGACAAAUGAAAUGGAGGGCUAUCGAGAAAAAAGACCUUGUGAUAGUGAAGAAUCUGAUACAGAUUCUGAAGAAGAUGGGGGUUAUGACAGUGAUGUUACAAGAGAGAAUGAAAUCAGUUACACCAUUAGAGCCUUAUCAACAAGUAUUCGCCCAAUGUUUGGAGUCAAGCCUCAUUUGCAACAGAAGGAACCCUCUGUUGAUGAGAGGCCCCCCGUGAGCAGAGCCCCACCAAGGCCAGAAAAACUCCAGACAAACAAUGUUGGCAAGAAAAAGAGACCCAUAGAGGACCUUGUGUUGGAGCUUGUUUUUGGCUAUCGAGGAAGAGACUGUAGGAAUAACGUUCAUUAUUUAAAUGAUGGUGAUGAUAUAAUUUAUCACACUGCAUCCAUUGGAAUUCUGCACAACGUUGCUACCGGGACUCAGAGUUUUUAUCAGGAACAUAAUGAUGAUAUACUGUGCCUCACUGUAAAUCAGCAUCCCAAAUUUAUCAACGUAGUGGCAACGGGCCAAGUAGGUGAUUUAGCAGACAUGUCAGCUACGGCUCCUUCUAUCCACAUCUGGGAUGCAAUGAACAAGCAGACUUUAUCUAUACUGAGAUGCUACCAUUCGAAGGGAGUGUGUUCAGUCAGCUUCAGUGCUACCGGCAAACUCUUGCUGUCUGUGGGGCUGGACCCAGAACAUACGAUUACCAUUUGGAGAUGGCAGGAAGGUGCCAAAAUUGCCAGCAGAGCCGGUCACAACCGACGCAUUUUUGUGGCAGAAUUCCGACCAGAUUCAGAUUCCCAGUUUGUCUCUGUGGGAGUCAAACACGUGAAGUUCUGGACACUGGCAGGAAGGGCUCUUCUUAGCAAAAAAGGGCUCGUGAGCACCCUGGAGGAUGCCCGGAUGCAGACCAUGCUUGCUGUGGCGUUUGGUGCAAAUAACUUGACGUUUACAGGUACCAUCAGUGGAGAUGUCUGUGUGUGGAAAGAUCACAUACUGUGUAGGACCGUGGCCAGAGCUCACAACGGGCCUGUGUUUGCCAUGUUCACCACACUGCGAGACGGACUUAUUGUGACCGGAGGCAAGGAAAGGCCGUCAAGAGAAGGAGGAGCGGUCAAGCUGUGGGAUCAGGAACUGAGGCGGUGCCGAGCCUUCAGGCUGGACACGGGACAAGCCACGGACUGUGUCCGCUCCGUGUGCAGGGGCAAAGGCAAGAUCCUAGUUGGGACAAGGAGUGCGGAGAUCAUCGAAGUUGGAGAGAAAAAUGCAGCCUGCAAUAUUUUAGUUAAUGGUCAUGUGGAUGGGCCCAUAUGGGGACUAGUGACACAUCCCUCCAGGGAUUUUUUCCUUUCUGCCGCAGAAGAUGGGACAGUGAGACUCUGGGAUAUUGCUGAUAAAAAGAUGUUAAACAAAGUGAACUUGGGACAUGCUGCUCGGACCGUGUGUUAUAGCCCUGAAGGGGAUAUGGUGGCUAUCGGAAUGAAAAAUGGAGAAUUUAUUAUUUUACUGGUGAGCUCCCUAAAGAUAUGGGGAAAGAAGAGAGAUAGACGAUGUUCAAUCCAUGAUAUCAGAUUUAGUCCGGAUUCCCGGUUUCUGGCAGUGGGUUCUAGUGAGAACUCGGUGGACUUUUAUGACCUAACAUUGGGCCCCACCCUUAACAGAAUCAGUUACUGCAGAGACAUUCCCAGCUUUGUCAUUCAAAUGGACUUCUCUGCAGAUAGCAGAUAUCUCCAGGUCUCCACUGGUUGCUAUAAACGACAUGUCUAUGAAGUGCCUUCGGGAAAACCUGUUCUGGAUCAGGCCACCAUGGACAGAAUUACUUGGGCCACAUGGACUAGUAUUCUAGGAGAUGAAGUUCUGGGAAUCUGGUCCAGACAUGCUGAGAAAGCCAAUGUCAACUGUGCCUGCGUAUCUCAUUCAGGAAUCAGCCUUGUAACAGGAGAUGACUUUGGGAUGGUUAAGUUAUUUGACUUCCCAUGUCCUGAAAAAUUUGCAAAGCACAAAAGGUUCUUGGGUCAUUCACCUCACGUGACCAAUAUUCGAUUUACCAGUGGUGAUCGGCAUGUCGUUAGUGCAGGAGGUGAUGACUGCAGGUUGGUAACUUUCCUAGCCAGAGAAGAACAGACUAUCUUUAGUUUUAUGAAGAGAUCUAAUAUCACUAUAUAACUGGGUAGCUGGUUCUGUGGAGUCACGUACUACGAAAAUACAAAAUAAAAUGAAUUAAUGAGACUUUUUAUACAUGUCAUGAUUUGAAAGCUCAUUAAAAAACUGAAAAUCUAGAAAUAUAAUGAACUCACUGCAU